Messenger RNA from Larimichthys crocea (large yellow croaker), 991 nucleotides. Its product is annotated as phospholipase A2, minor isoenzyme. Bases 53 to 502 code for a protein of 149 amino acids. The record is from RefSeq and is a predicted model, not a curated record. Lineage: Eukaryota; Metazoa; Chordata; Actinopteri; Sciaenidae. Gene Ontology annotation, biological process: lipid catabolic process; phospholipid metabolic process; arachidonate secretion. The transcript is spliced from 4 exons. Gene Ontology annotation, molecular function: phospholipid binding; calcium ion binding.
GCCUGAUGUUUAGAGUGAGGAUUACUGUGUGUCUGGCCCUCUGACUUACAGGAUGAAUACCUUCCAGACUCUGUUUCUGUUGGCUGCAAUCCUCUCUUUUGCCCAGUCCUUGGACUACUUGGCACUCCACCAGUUCAGAAAUAUGAUCCUGUGCGUAAAGCCUGAUAGCUGGCCCAUUUUGGAUUACGCCGACUAUGGCUGCUUCUGUGGAAAAGGAGGCUCCGGCACACCUGUUGAUGAGCUGGACAGGUGCUGUCAGGUGCAUGACCAGUGUUACUCUGAUGCUAUGCAACACCCUGAGUGCUGGCCCAUCUUUGACAAUCCAUACACUGAGUUAUAUCACUACAGCUGUGACGAAGCAAACCGCAAGGUCACCUGUGGCAGGAAAAACGAUGAAUGUGAGAUGUUCAUCUGUGAGUGUGACAGGAAGGCCGCUGAGUGUUUCGCUGUAUCCCCUUGGAACCCCGAGCACGAGCACCUGCCCAGCGACCAGUGCCAUUAAAAACCAAACAACUGUGACAUGAAAUAUCUGUUUUCUUUUAAAUUUUCACAAGUGAGUUAAUUUGGUGAGGAUCUAUUAUAUUCUAUUAUAUUAGAAAUAUUCACAUAGAUCUGAUGCAUUCAUGUACCAAGUAUCACAAUUUUCACAUUGUAGUUCACUGUAGCUUCCAUCACUUAUAACCAUUCAUCACCCCCUGUGUUUGUAAUUGUUUUUUUUUUACUCCUGAAAAUAAACACAUGUCUGCAUAGUUCAUUUGACCCCUCAUGACGUUCAAUGAUGGCCAGUUAUUUAAUCUUAAUUCAAGUCACCAUAGAGGGCACUAUGGUCCCACUGGAUUUUUUUUGUUGUUUUUUUUCCAGGAAGAAUUUGAUGGUUUUUCUGUCAAGUAACAUCUUUCUUUCAAUUCUGUGUUUUAUUUCUGGUGCAUAUGAAUAUGCUAUGAUAACCUUUGGGGAUUUUAUAGUGUUUAAAAUGUGUUUUUCCUAAUUU